AUGUUCCUUCCCAUCUAUCUAUCUAUCUAUCUAUCCUAUCUGUCUAUCUAUCUAUCUAUCCGUCAUCUAAGUGUCCGUCUGUCUGUGUAUGUAUGUAUAUAUCUAUGUAUUCAUGUUCCUUCCCAUCUAUCUAUCUAUCCAUCUAUCUAUCUAUCUAUCUAUCUAUCUAUCUAUCUAUCUAUAUCUCGUCAUAUGUCUGUCUAUGUAUGUAUCUCUGUAUGUAUGUAUAUAUAUAUAUCUAUGUAUCCUGUCCUAUCCAUCUAUCUAUCUAUCCAUCUAUCCAUCUAUCUAUCCAUAUAUCUAUCUAAGUCCCUGUCAUAUGUCUGUCUGUGUAUGUAUAUAUGUAUCUGUAUUCAUGUUCCUUCCCAUCUAUCUAUCUAUCUAUCUAUAUAUCAUAUGUAUCCCUCUGUGUAUGUAUGUAUGUAUCUAUAUAUUUAUGUUCCUUCCCAUCUAUCUAUCUAUCCAUCUAUCCAUCCAUCCAUCUAUCAAUCCAUCUGUGUCCAUCCAUCCAUCCAUUCAUCCAUCCAUAUCUAUCAUCCAUCUAUCUAUAUAUCCAUCUAUCUAAGUCCCCGUCAUAUGUCUGUCUGUGUGUGUAUGUAUGUAUAUAUAUUCAUGUUCCUUCCCAUCUAUCUAUCUAUCCAUCCAUCCAUCUAUCUAUCUAUCUCAUCCAAGUGUCUGUCUGUGUGUGUAUAUAUCUAUGUAUAUAUGUAUAUAUCUAUCUAUCUAUCUAUCUAUCUAUCUGUCCCUAUCCAAGUCUCGUAUCCAUCCAUAUAUAUAUGUAUAUCCAUCCUUCCUAUCUAUCUAUCCAUCUAUCUAUCUAUCUAUCUAUCCAUGUCUGUCUCGUCAUAUGUAUGUCUAUGUAUGUAUGUAUGUAUCUAUGUAUUCAUGUUCUGUCCCAUCUAUCCAUCUAUCUAUCUAUCUAUCUAUCUAUCUAUCUAUAUCCCGUCAUAUGUCUGUCUGUGUAUGUAUGUAUGUAUCUAUGUAUUCAUGUUCCUUCCCCAUCUAUCUAUCUAUCUAUCUAUCUAUCUAUCUAUCUAUCUAAGUCUCGUCAUAUGUCUGUCUGUGUAUGUAUGUAUGUAUCUAUGUAUUCAUGUUCCUUCCCAUCUAUCUAUCUAUCUAUCUAUCUAUCUAUCCAUCUAUCUAAGUCCCGUCAUAUGUCCGUCUGUGUAUGUAUGUAUGUAUCUAUGUAUUCAUGUUCCUUCCUAUCUAUCUAUCUAUCUAUCUAUCUAUCUAUCUAUCUAUCUAAGUCUCGUCAUAUGUCUGUCUGUGUAUGUAUAUAUGUAUCUAUGUAUUCAUGUUUCCUUCCUAUCUAUCAUCUAUCUAUCUAUCUAUCUAUCUAUCUAUCUAUCUAAGUCUCGUCAUAUGUCUGUCUGUGUAUAUGUAUGUAUGUAUUCAUGUUUCAUUCCUAUCUAUCUAUCUAUCUAUCUAUCUAUCAUAUGUCUGUCUGUGUAUGUAUGUAUGUAUCUAUAUAUCAUAUAUAUAUCAUCUAUCUAUAUCUAUCUAUCUAUCUAUCUAUCUAUCUAUCUCGUAUAUGUCUGUAUGUGUAUGUAUGUAUGUAUUCAUGUUCCUUCCUCUAUCAUCUAUCUAUCUAUCUAUCUAUCUAUCUAUCUAUCUAUCUAUAUGUCUGUGUAUGUAUGUAUCUAUGUAUUCAUGUUCCUUCCUAUCUAUCUAUCUAUCUAUCUAUCUAUCUAUCUAUCUAUCUAUCUAUGUCUGUCUGUCUGUAUAUGUAUGUAUGUAUCUAUGUAUUCAUGUUCCUUCCUAUCUAUCUAUCUAUCUAUCUAUCUAUCUAUCUAUCUAUCUAUCUAUAUAUCUCGUCAUAUGUCUGUCUGUGUAUGUAUGUAUGUAUCUAUGUAUUCAUGUUUCCUUCCUAUCUAUCUAUAUCUAUCUAUCUAUCUAUCUAUCUAUCUAUGUAUCUAUAUCUAUGUAUGUAUGUCUGUCUGUGUAUAUAUAUAUAUAUCUAUAUAUAUCCAUCCCCUCCCAUCUAUCUAUCUAUCUAUCUAUCUAUCUAUCUCUCUCGUCAUCUGUCUGUCUGUAUGUAUAUGUAUCUAUGUAUUCAUGUUCCUUCCUAUCUAUCUAUCAUAUCUAUCUAUCUAUCUAUCUAUCUAUCUAUCUAUCUAUCUCGUCAUGUCUAUCUGUCCAUGUAUCUAUGUAUUCAUGUUUCCUUCCUAUCUAUCUAUCUAUCUAUCUAUCUAUCUAUCUAUCUAUCUAUCUAUCCAUCUAUCUAUAUAUGUAUAUGUCUGUCUGUGUAUGUAUAUAUAUAUAUAUGUAUCUGUCUAUCCUAUCUAUCUAUCUAUCUAUCUAUCCAUCCAUCUAUCUAUCUAA
Molecule: messenger RNA, 2322 nt
Organism: Acanthosepion pharaonis
Lineage: Eukaryota; Metazoa; Mollusca; Cephalopoda; Sepiida; Sepiidae
Source: the annotation of a GenBank genome assembly